This is a messenger RNA of Scutellospora calospora, 1512 nucleotides long. Lineage: Eukaryota; Fungi; Glomeromycota; Glomeromycetes; Diversisporales; Gigasporaceae. The record is from the annotation of a GenBank genome assembly.
AUGAAUGAUGGAUAUAUUAAUAAUAAUAAUGAAAUGCUUAAAUACGUACCAGAUGAAGAAAUUGACAAAAUUCUAGAAAUGCUUAAGGUAGAAAAGUAUCAUUCUUUGAGUAAAGACGGUGAACAAAUUUCUAGCGAUGAUGAAGUAAACAGAGAACUAUCUAAAGUGUCUCAAUUAGUAGACAACAUAGACAAAGAAUAUAUUUUAAACAAUAAACAAUCAUGUUGUUUCGAUUUAACUAGGAAGUUUGAAGGAUAUACAUUCGUUAAAGAUUAUAUUGAGAAAGCUUCCAAAAAAGCAUUCACAAUUGAUGUUGAUAAAGUUGAAUUAAAAACUCAAAUAAAUAAUGUAAUUGAAAAUAUAGAAAAAUGUAAUAGAAUGUUUGAUAUUUUAUGCAAACGAAACUUUAUAUCAUAUGAAAAUAUUUCAAGUAUUUUACCUUGGCUUUCCAUCUUUUAUGGAAAAGAACAAAAUACAUCCGGUCAAAUGCUUGAACAUCUUACAAACACUACUGAAUUUUCAUAUAAAAAAUGGGAAAAAUCGGAGCUUAUUAUUUCAAAACAAAGUAUUCGUCCUACAAAUAGUUUUAUCACAGAUGUUAAAAAUGCGUUAAAAGGUACUGAUAAUAAAAGCAAGGUAACUAAACUUCGAGAGGUAACAAAAAAAUAUGGCAACUUCUACGCACGUCGACUUGUUUUUGGAGGUGCUAUAAUUAGAGAAAAUACUAAUAUAGAAACUGUAGAAACUUUAGCAAAUAUUAUUAAUAGCAAUCAAAAUUCUAAAGUCAGAAUUAUCGGUGGAAUUAAAAAAGAAUACAAUAAUGAUUCUAUAAAAUCUUGGGUCAAUUCUCUUGAUAAUUAUACUACUUGGGACAUCAUAGAAUAUGACGAAAUUUAUUCAAUCUUCGAUUUAUUAGAUGAUAAUUUACAAAAAGAAAUCUUAGAUGCUUUAGGUCACCGAAUAUUAAAAGCGGAUGUCAAAGAUAUUCCAUUAAAUUGGGAUUUUUCAAAGAAAUCAACAUACGUACAUUCAUUAACUACACAUUUUGCAGAGUUAGAUAAAAUCACAAAUAUUUACAACUGUCACAUAUUUGCUUCAUUUAUAAACAAGAAAGAUAGAGAUUUUUUUUCUUUACGAAUAGAUUAUAUGAAUAAAAAUAUCCCUUUAAUUAUAGUUCAUCCUAAAAGGCCUCUACAUAAAAAAUGUAAAAAAUACCCUAUAAAAAUUGGAUGGGUCAUUGUUGGUCAGCUUAAUAAUUUUGACUUUGACCAGACUAAAUAUCCUGUAGUACUCAAAAAAAGUAGCGAAUAUUCUAUUUUAAAAGUGGAUAAACAUUAUAAGAUAGAAUUUCCUAAAUGCGACAGAUAUUUAGACUUUUUGGAUUCAUGUGCAUUGAACACAUGUGUAUUUGGUCUACUGAAAGUUAACUCAUCUGAAUUACACUUAACUUCCAAUAAUUUAACUAGCUUUUCAGUUUAUGAUUUAAAAGAUAUAAAAAAAAUCUUGGAAUGA